AUGUCGCCACAGUCAGGAUAUUCAUCUACCUGCAAACCAAACCACGACAGUCGAAAGAAAACCCACCCCACUUGCCUCCAGGCAGUUUCGGCCCAGAGGUGGAAGGGAUACAUUCAUAGAGCCUCGGUCAUAUUUGCCUGGUUUAUUUCCCAAGCAGACUCGGUAACGGUCCUAUCGCAGCCUCCACCCCAGCGGUUCCAUCCCUCCGGACGCACAUUCUACCAAACAGUAGAGGAGCCUAUUAUUCAAGUUAUGCAUCUAACUAUGGGAGGAAAAGCCGAGGACUUUCGAUAUGAAAUAUGGCCCAGCGACAAGUCGCCCCUAUAG
Fusarium vanettenii 77-13-4 is the source of this 327-nucleotide messenger RNA. RefSeq lists its product as uncharacterized. The record is from RefSeq and is a predicted model, not a curated record. Lineage: Eukaryota; Fungi; Ascomycota; Sordariomycetes; Hypocreales; Nectriaceae. Bases 1 to 327 code for a protein of 108 amino acids. The transcript is spliced from 4 exons.